Molecule: messenger RNA, 948 nt
Organism: Mycotypha africana
Lineage: Eukaryota; Fungi; Mucoromycota; Mucoromycetes; Mucorales; Mycotyphaceae
Exons: 2
Coding region: 1-948 (315 amino acids)
Biological process (GO): maintenance of cell polarity; exocytosis; endocytosis
Cellular component (GO): membrane; intracellular membrane-bounded organelle; cytosol
Molecular function (GO): oxysterol binding
Source: RefSeq, a predicted model, not a curated record
AUGGUAGCCUUUGUAAAAUGGUUCAUUUCUUCUCUCAAUGCCUCUUAUUCUCGACGUGUUCCUAAAGGCGAAUGGGAAAAGAAACCUUAUAACCCUGUGUUGGGUGAACAAUACAUGAUGAAAUGGGGUGACGUUGCUGGAUGCGGCGAAACGGAUGUCCUUGUAGAGCAAGUUUCCCAUCAUCCUCCUAUCACUGGUUUCUACAUCACGAACAAACAGAACGGUAUUUCCUUAAAUGGUCAUACAGGCCAAAAGACUCGCUUUUCCGGUACUUCGCUUCUCGUUGAUCAAGUAGGACAAAGUGUAGUUACUUUGCAUAAUCGUAACAAUGAGCGCUAUAUGUUCAGCUGUCCUUCAGUCACUGUGAAUGGUAUUUGGUAUGCUGCUCCUUAUGUCGAACUUGCUGGCACUUCUUAUAUACAAUCUACAUCAGGCUUAUACUGUACUAUCGAGUACAGUGCUCGUGGUUGGGUUACUGGAGCCAAGAAUCGGUUCAAGUGUUAUGUUCGUCGCAAUGGAGAAAAUCCCAAGAACUACAUUUGUAAGAUGGAAGGUCAAUGGAGCGGUAAAUCAACCAUCACACAACAUGGUGCCAAACAUAGUGAACCCUUCUUGGAUGUAGCACAGUUGACACCGGCCCCUAUGAUUGUAAAGGAUAUUUCAGAGCAAGGUGAAAUGGAAAGUCGCAAGAUUUGGCAAAAGGUAUCAGAAGCCAUUAGAGCCAACGACUCCACAUUGGCUGGUGUUGAAAAGAGUAAACUUGAAAACCAAAAGAGAGAAGAAAAGGCUGCUCGUGAAGCUGCCGGACAGACAUGGGAACCUAAUUAUUUCAGUUGGAAUGCGGAAGAACCUACUGUGGUAGAAUUGCAACACAAGCUAACAGAAGAAGUCAAGAACAAGUAUUCGCCUGCUACAAGCGGCAAUUGGGUGUUUAAAGGUGCUUUGUAA